CAAAUAAGAUAGAGCCAUAAUAAGGCGAAGUUUAUCUUGUUUCCUCCACUCCCUUUUCUCACUGUAUUACUAAGACUUGGAACAAUAACAGGAUGCCGGGAUGCAGGAUGGGAAAAGGCUGACUCCCAGCUGGAAAACCUUGGAGACUGGAGAGCUGAACACUCCCAGUAUUGCUUCACAAAAAGAGAAGUGGAUUUUUCUAUUUGAUCUUCGUUUUUUGUGUGUUCUGCUGCACAUUUUGGGAUACUGGUGCGUUUGGUUUGCCUGAUUUGGUACCAAACCAAAGCUCCMCCACCUCGGCCUCAGGCUGCAGAAGAAGAUGAGGCCCCUUAUUMUCCUUUUCUCGCUGUUCCUGGCUCUGGCAUUUGCUGGCUCAGGAAUUCAGAGACCAACCCCAAACCUUUGUGCAGAUGGUGGCAGUCACAAGCGCCAGAAGAGACACUGGAUAUGGAACCAGAUGCACAUCAGGGAAGAGAUUGAUUCGCCUUUGCCCCACCACGUUGGCAAGAUCAUGUCCAGCAUGAUCAGGAACAGCAGCGCCAAGUACAUCAUUGAGGGCGAGUAUGCCAACACCAUCUUCAAGGUGGAGGAGAGCAGYGGGGACGUGUACGCCUUCGAGAGGCUGGACAGGGAGAAGAAGGCAGAGUAUGAGCUGACAGCCCACAUCAUCGACAGGACAAACAACAAAUCCCUGGAGGACCCCUCCAUAUUCAUCAUCAAAGUGUACGACAUCAACGACAACAGCCCCGUGUUCGUGCAGAAGGUGUUCAACGGCUCUGUCCCCGAAAUGUCACCCGUAGGAACCUCAGUCACCAAGGUGACAGCAGUGGAUGSUGAUGACCCAACAGUGUCAGGCCAYGCCACGGUGAAAUACCAAAUCACCAAAGGACGUGAAAAUUUCACCAUUGACAACUCUGGUGUGAUUUACACAAAAGAGCCCAAUUUAGACAGAGAGACCAAAUCCACGUAUGAGGUUGUUGUUGAAGCCAAAGAUGGCCUGGGGUUUUUUGGGGAAUCCAGCACAGCCACAGUGAUCAUCACUUUGUCUGACAUCAACGACAACUUCCCCGUGUUCAAACACCCAUCAUUUCACUUUAAAGUUCCUGAAAACAUUUCAGUAGGAGGAGAAGUUGGCAGAGUUAAAGUAGAAGAUAUUGACGAACCACAACAUAGAAAUACAAGAUACAGCUUCAUCCAAGGAGAGUUCAGGGACACCUUUGACAUUGAAGCAAAUCCAUACACAAAUGAAGGAAUCAUUAGGCCAAAGAAGCCCCUGGACUUCGAAACAGUGGCAGAAUACAGGUUUAGCAUUGAAGCCACAGACCCCACCGUGAACCUGCGCCACUUCAAACCCGGCAACCCCCGGAGCAUCUCCACCGUCACCAUCCAGGUCACCGAYGUGGACGAGCCCCCCGUCUUCACCAAGCUCCCCUACGAAUUCAAAGUGAGGGAAAACCAUGCAGAAGUAARAACCCUGGGUUCAGUCCAUGCCGAGGACCCUGACGCAGCUAAACGGAAAAUCAGAUAUAUGCUACGGAGAGCAAGUCCUAACGGAGACUACAUCAGGGUAUCCAACACGGGAGUCAUUCAGCUKCCCAAGCCCCUGGACAGAGAAUUCAGCUCCUCAUACAACAUCACUGUAGCAGCUGUGGAGAUCCUUGAGGAUGACCGUCUUUCUGACAGAGAGUCCCAUGCUCACGUUCACGUCAUCGUCGAUGAUGUAAAUGAUAAUGCUCCAGAGCUUGUAUCUCCUGAGGAGCCCCGAGUGUGUGAAAAUGCUGCCCCAGGAAAGGUGAUCAUCAGGAUUUCGGCUGUUGACAGGGAUGAAACAUCACCCAGAGGUUUCUUCAGGUUCUUCCUGGACACAGAAGACAGCAACUUCUCCCUGGUUGAGAACUACGACAACACCGCUAACAUCACAGUCAAAUACGGGCAGUUCAACCGGGAACUCGCCAAAUUCCACUACCUGCCCRUCCUCAUCUCCGACAACGGCGACCCCGACCUCACCAGCACGAGCACUCUGGUCGUCAGCGUCUGCAAGUGCAACGAGAGAGGCGACUUCACCUUCUGUGAGGAGAGGGCCAAGCAGGUGGGAGUCAGCAUCCAGGCGCUGGUGGCGAUUUUUGUCUGCAUCUUAACAAUCAUYGUCAUUGUGCUGCUGAUUCUGCUGAGGAAGAGGCACAAGAAGGACCUGAGCGGGCUGGGCAGGAACGUGGCCGAGAUCCACGAGCAGCUGGUSACCUACGACGAGGAGGGAGGCGGCGAGAUGGACACCACCAGCUACGACGUGUCGGUGCUCAACUCGGUGCGCAAGAACGGCCUGAAGGCGGAGGCGGCCCCGUGUCCCUACGCUCAGGUGCAGAAACCCGCGGGGAGCGCGGCCCCCGGAGCCGGCGGCAUGGAGAUGAUGAUCGAGGUGAAGAAGGACGAGGCUGACAACGACAGGGACCUGCUGCCCUACGACACCCUGCACAUCUAUGGCUACGAGGGGGCCGAGUCCAUCGCYGAGUCCCUGAGCUCCCUGGGCUCGGGCUCCUCGGACUCAGACAUUGACUAUGACUUUCUAAAUGACUGGGGGCCCCGAUUCAAGAUGCUGGCUGAGCUCUAUGGGUCAGAACCAAGCCAAGAGUUUGUGUAUUAAGUUCAAGCCAGCCRUGAAUUUUCUCCCUCCCGCUACAAAUAGACACUGAGAGACUGCCAGGGGCCAGAGAGGAACUCCCAGCUCUUCCCUCAAGCCAUAGUAGGAUUUCAAAAAGCAUGGAAAAGACCUGCAGUAGGGUUACAAAGACACACAGAGACCAUCUCUAUCAACUCCCACCACUGGCCUUGCUAACACUCAAUUUUUCCCCAGAAGUGCUGCUCAGGGACCUGCUCCAGCUUUCCAGGACACACCUCCUCUCUCCACCUYCCCCACUGCUCCUGAGUUUGUCCCCAGGGUCUCCUUCAUUCCUCUCCUCCUGGGCUAUUUCCAUCCACAUGAUCCAAGGUCACCCUCCACCAGGACAGACAGGUUCAGURGCAUUGGGAAGGGAUGUUCUAACCCCCUGGAUCUCCAGCUGGAUGCUUUGCCUCCCCUCUUGUAACAUCUUUAUUGAUAUUCCACCCUUAUGCUCACCCAGCAGAGGAGAGGAGGAACAUAUGGUCUAUCACUUAAUAUUAGAAAUUAUUCCAUCACUUUCAAAAAAAAGCAUUAUUUUUUUCCUACUUUCCAUUCUAUUWUUUUUUUUUUUGCUUUAUAGCCUUCUACUACAUCUAUAAGCUACUCAAGAUAAAAUUAGAUAGGAUUUUUAGCCACACAAUCUGGUUUCAUCUGUUGUUUUUAACAGCCUGAUGAAGAUUUCAGGCACAUUUCUGGCRUGCUAGAAUUUGCUCUAGCUAGCAGCAAAAUUGUUUUUUUUCUCUCUCUGUAAAUAGGAUCUCAGUGUUACUCAAUAGAACAUCUCCUGCAGGGCAGGAAAUGUGGAGAUCAGGGGAAUGUUAAGACUCCACCACUGUAAAUCUCCCUAGAUGGAAAYGCAGGUCUCUCUAGAUUCCUAAAGAGGUUGAACAGGGAGUUUAUUCAGCAKUAUUAAAGCAAUAACAUUUUUUCAGGGACAAAAAAAUGAAGGGCCUCAUUACUGUGAAACUGUUGUGCUUUGUUUCUAAGCAGGUACUGUAAAAAAAGAGUAUUUUCCACCUGGGAAAAGACURUAGGCUCCCAAACCAGAAGGCUGCACACCCACACACUUGGCUGCAUGAAAGCAGCGUAAAUGCAAGGAAGGUUUGGAGCUGCAGCCACCGCAUCCCUGGCCAGGGUGUGUUCGGUUUCCCACCUGAUGAAGAGCCAYAGAAUGACCAGAAUGACAUUUCCCACAUGGAAUUUACCCAGCCAAACCAGUUUUGGGAAAAGUUUGUCCCUUCGGACCAUGGCCUGUCUCUGGCUCCCAGCAGUGYAGAGUCCUGCUGCCUCCAAGAGGAACAGAGCCCUACUACACAGAUCCUCCCCCGUGCAGGACCUGUGCUGGAGCUGUAUGUAUUAGUUUAGUUCAUCUGAUUAUUUAAAUUUGGUAGCUAACCAAAUAAUACUAAACCUUUUUUGUUGUUUUUUUUUUUUUUUCUCCUAAACCAGCAUGGUGGAACCUCCCAAAUUUGCUUUUCACUUGUUCAUAUCAUCUCUAAUUUACACUYCCUUGCCCCCAAAUGCUUUUUUGGCAACAAAUAGCAAUGAACAAUAAUGGUCUCACAUUCUUCCUCACUGCUGGAAAAAGUUGUCCAAUGCAAUAUUUGGUUGGACACAAAUGCAACAGCAACAGUGGAAUCACUCACAUUUUCAAAAAUGGACUAAAGGAAAUCUGAGGAAAAUACUGCCAUUGGUCAAAUAAGCUUUGGAUCCCACCCUUCAUUUUUUUUAAAAAAGUACAUUUUGGGAUGACAGCCUUGGUUUUAUUUUGAAUGAGCUCAUUACCCUUUGCUUAACCCAGUCAGCAGUAUGUGCCAUAGGGGUUCCACAUGUUAGAGUAUUAUAAAGAAUGCUAACUAAUAGUACUCACAGUUUAAAGAUUUUGUCAGUACCUGUGGUGUUGACUAUAGGCAGGUAAGGUUAGUUAUUAUUUAGUGCAGUCGGUCAAGUUCUUUGGUAKGCAUCAGUCAGGUUGUAUUGCCUGGAACUGCUGUUUUUAACCCUGAUUUUAUAAAGCUAUUUUAAGGAAUGCUGUAUCCAUUUCCAAUGUAUAUGAUGUUUGCACUGGAYGGUUUCUUUUUAUAUUUCUGUACUGUAUUAUGUUGUUUUUUACUACAUAAAAUCCGACCUCAAA
Messenger RNA from Malurus melanocephalus (red-backed fairy wren), 4793 nucleotides. It is a transcript of the gene CDH5, whose product is annotated as cadherin 5. The record is from RefSeq and is a predicted model, not a curated record. Gene Ontology annotation, cellular component: plasma membrane; adherens junction; catenin complex. Gene Ontology annotation, biological process: adherens junction organization; calcium-dependent cell-cell adhesion; regulation of establishment of cell polarity. The coding region runs from base 320 to 2641 and encodes 773 amino acids. The transcript has 12 exons. Gene Ontology annotation, molecular function: cadherin binding; calcium ion binding. NCBI's taxonomy places the organism in Eukaryota, Metazoa, Chordata, Aves, Passeriformes, Maluridae.